CGCCGUCGCUUCACGCAACUUCAACGUGAUUCUUUUCUCGCAAUCACUGAAGCAUUUAAUUGCCGUCUUUUUCUACCAAAUUAUCUCAGACUUUUGUAUAUCCCAUUCUGCACAUUGCAAAUAUGAGCGACACGAACGGUACUACCACCUUCAAGCCUGAGGCUCAGGAAAACGCCUCUGAAGCUCCCGGUGUCAACAAGGGCAAGGGAAAGGCCGUCGACAGAACCCCCCAGGGUCUCAGCGAGGAAGAGGAAAGCUCUGAAGAGGAGUCUGGCCCUGAAGAGAAUGGCGGUGAAGGAGCCGGCGAGGAGGAGGAAGAUGAUGACGACAUGAAGGAGAUCGACAUGGACAACAUCAUCGAGGGCGGACGACGGACCCGUGGCAAGAACAUUGACUUUGCCAAGGCCGCGCAGGCCGCUGGCCCCGAGCUCGAAGAGGACGAAGACGAUGAUGAGGACUUUCUCGGAGACGAUGACGCCAUGCAGGAGUAAAAAGGUCUCACUCUGCGGAGCAACUGGGUCACGGAAAUGGGCAAAAUAUGUCUGAUGCUUUUACGCUUGCCAUGAAAUACCAGGGCGUUGGUGGAGGAGAUCAUGUCUCGUCGGCGGUCAAAAGGGAAAAAAUGGCAUCUUUCUCAGUCCGAGCAGGGUCUCAAACAAUAAAUGGUCUAAGCUCAACUCCGAGACGAUAUUCGCUGCAUCUUGAGGAGUCUUCAGAGCGGUGCGACUUCUUAUCACUCUUGCUUUUCUUUUCUGCAGCAGUUCCAAAUAUGAAACGAAUGACAUACCAGGCGUAAUGCUUGAACUUUUUUUUUUCUCUUUUGUUAACGCUUAAAAAUGAUUUUGAGCUUAACUGCCGAUCAUCAUUAAGAAUACGCAGU
Messenger RNA from Xylona heveae TC161, 880 nucleotides. RefSeq lists its product as hypothetical. The transcript has 3 exons. NCBI's taxonomy places the organism in Eukaryota, Fungi, Ascomycota, Xylonomycetes, Xylonales, Xylonaceae. Bases 123 to 491 code for a protein of 122 amino acids. The record is from RefSeq and is a predicted model, not a curated record.